This is a messenger RNA of Equus caballus (horse), 9914 nucleotides long. RefSeq names its product ATP binding cassette subfamily C member 11 (gene ABCC11). Gene Ontology annotation, molecular function: purine nucleotide transmembrane transporter activity; ATP binding; ATP hydrolysis activity. Gene Ontology annotation, biological process: transmembrane transport. Lineage: Eukaryota; Metazoa; Chordata; Mammalia; Perissodactyla; Equidae. Gene Ontology annotation, cellular component: plasma membrane. The record is from RefSeq and is a predicted model, not a curated record.
GAAGCGGAGCGCACAAACUUAACCACUGGGCCACAGGGCUGGCCCCUCAAUAAUUGUUUUGUUUUUUUCUAACCUUGGUAUUUCAAGGAAUACUGGUCCAUUAUUUUGUAGAAUGUCCCUCAGUUUGGGUUCAUGUGAUGUUUUCUCAAGCUUAACCUAUACAUUUUUGGCAGGAAGACCGCAGAGAUGGUGUGGCCUUCUUAGUGACACGUGAUAGCUGAAUGACUUAGUGAUGGCCAUUUUGACCUUGAGUACUUGGUGAAGGUGGUAGGUGCCAGAUUUCUCCACUGUAAAUUACUACUUCCGUCUAUAUAAGUAAUAAGUAUUUUGUGGGGAGCUAAUUCUACAUUAAUUAAUUUGGAAUUCUGUAAGAAGAAGCUGUCCCAUCUCUCUCAUUUAUUUACUUAUUCAAUUUUUUUAUGUUAGUAUGGAUUCAUGGACAUUUUUUUUUUGUGGAUUGUAACCCAAUAAUAUCAUGUAUUUUGCUGCCUGAAGUUUCGCAUUUGGCCAUUGGGGGUCCUGUCACAUUGGAAUUUGACUUGGGUUUGGCUGUAGCUGGCAGAGGGAAAAUUUUUCCCAAAUGUGAAGUCCAGCAACGCUCUCAGAAUCCAGGAGGGAACUGAAAAUCCAUUCAAGUCAACAAGCAUGCAUUGAAGGACUGCUAGGUGCAAGGUCUUGGGCUAGCUGUGGAGGGGUAGAGAGCAUUACACAAGGCAGCAUCCUACCCUCACCGUCUCCGGGCCAGGGGACAGUCUCGGAGAUGGCUGAGUCUGAUACAGGACAGAUGGAGCCGUGUUUGUGUGUGUGCAGCAGAUAAGGGAAUGGAGAAGGCGGGUGUCCUAGCUGCUGCAGUGGAGGGACAGGGACUUGGAAACGUUCACCCAAAGCUCUUUCUCUGACAUGACUGCACCUUCUUUCAUUUAUUCACUAGACAAAUACUUUUUGAAUACCUACUAGGUACUGAAUCUUACUUUAGGUGCUGGGGAUGCGUCAGUGAACAAGACAGACAAGGUUCCUGCUUUCAUGGAGCUGACAUUCUAGUGCACAAAACAAACAAUGAGGAAGGAAAAUAAUUUUGGAUAGUGAUCAGUUCUUUAGAUGGUCAGAGGUGGCCUUGCUGAAGAGAUGACCACUGAACUGAGCCCUGCACUAUGAGGAGGCAGCAAUGCAAAGAUCAGGGGUGGGGCGGAGGGGACAGUAUUCCAGGCAGAAGAAGCAACAAUUGCAAAGACUUUGUGGCUUGAAUGAAUUUAGGAUGUUUGAGGAACCUGUUCCUGGAAUUUGCUGAGCUUGGGCCCAGUGGCACUGAGGAGGAAGAGAAGUAGGCAGGGUCAGGUUAGAGAGGGUACGAGGCCCUGGUAAGGAGCUGGGGUCUUAUUCUGGGCCUGAUGCAAGCCAUUGGUGAUUUCAAGUUGUGGAAUAAGUUUUCUGGCUUAUGUUUUCAGAAGAUCAUUUCAGCAACUGGUAGAGAAUGGAAUGUGAGGGUUUAAGGUCAGAAGCAGGGCAGCCAGUUAGGAGGUGGUGAGGAUGCCCAGGCAAGAGGUGAUGAUAAUUUAGACUAGAAGCAGAGGAGUCAAGCUAUGUUUGAAUGUAGCUUCAACAGAAUAGGCUGCUGGAUUGGACAUAUCGAGUGAAGGAAAAACAGUUGUCAAGGAUAUCUCCUAGGUUGGGACCAGAGCCUCUGGGGCCUAGAGAGGAGUUCAGCUGAUAGCUGAAUAUCCCGGAUACAAUCAGCAAGCUCUGAUCACUUCUCUGGGUGUAUACUGUGUACACUACCCUGUGGUAGACUCUGGGGGUGAUCCAGAGAUAAAAUAUGCAAGGCACAGCUCCAGAGGAGCUUACCUUUGCAUCAGGACCUCUCCAAGGCCAAGGAGGGAUGAGCUCCAUUUUCUGAGGCUAUUUUAACAAGGAACUUCAAAAACCGUCUUAUAAACUUUCCAGUAUAUUUUUUAAACACUUAUGUUUAAUGCUUUUAACAUACACACACAGACACCUAACAACAACAGACAACAUAAGUAUUCUACUCACAUAAGAAGGGCUGGAUUUGUUUUUUGAAAAUAUAAAUUCACAGUGCCCUAUGGAAGAUGUGGUAUGGGAAUGGGCCCACAGUUAAGUUGCUUGCUUGAUGAACACGUCCUUUCGAUCCUCUUGGUAUAUCUCUGUGGUGGGAUAUGUCAGCCCACUUGGAAAAGCGUCAGGAGUCUCAGUGUGGAAUCUUCAGCGAUCAUUUGGCCCUCCUGGCUCCUUCUUUGACAGGCUCUGCAUCUACUUCCCUCAUUUAUACAUCAAAAAUUUAUUAAGUAUCUACUAUGUGCUGGGCACUAUUCUAGAUUCAUGGAUACACCGGUGAAUAAGACAGACAAGGUCCCUGGUUUUAAAGAGCUUACAUUCCAGUGACGUAGCAGAAAAUAAAUAAGCCAACAAAUAACUAAGUGGCAGUUUCAGAAAGUGAUAUGUAAAGAAAAUAUAAUAGGAAAAUAUGGAGAAGGUGGUGGGGAGAGGAGUACAACAUUAGCUAGGGGGUCUGAGAAGGUUCCUCCACAGAGGUGGAGUUUGAACUGGGACCGAAGAACAAGAAGGGACCGGCUCUGCAGGGAGCUGGGAGGAGGUUCUUGGAAAGAUAUCAGGACUAGUGCAAAGAUCAAGGUGGGGAGGAGCUCUCCAGUUUCUGGAAGAGAAGAGAAGACCAAGCACUGGGAGGCAGGGAUUCAGCAGUCAACAAGAUGGCCGGUGCUGGCCUCCAGAAGCUAUUGGAACGAGCAGAAGGAAAUAAACCCAAGAGCAAGCAAAGUUAACUAGCACAGGGAACGAAUGGCCUGGAAGGGAGAGGUAUGGGGAGGAAAGUCGAAUCCUCUAAACGUUUUCGGGGCUUCUGUCCCCUUGUACUGGGCACCUUCCUUACCCUCUGGUGCACCUUCUGGCCUUCAACCCUAGACCCUACUGGGUAAGUGAUAGGAAAAAUGAGGAGAUAAACAGCUGUUCCAGAAAGCCCUUGCCACGGGUUACCUUGCUCCAGCGGUCCCCUCCUGUUCACAGGCUGUUUCUUCAUAUGCAGGUAGCCCAUGUCUAAACCAGGUUUAUAAUCAUGACUUUUGCCCCUGGAUGGGGAGAACACAGGGCAGGAAGCAUCUGUUUUCUCUGUUUUAUUCCCAGCCAUGUCCUGUCUGCCCCUGACUGCACUGAUGGUCCUGCCACUAAUUUGUGUGAAUAAACUUCAGCUCCAGCUUCUUCCUGAGGGGGAGCUGGGAGGCCAGGGAACUUUUCAAGGACUGCCAAAGGAAGUUCUGGAGGGAAUUCCCGGGCCAGUCAAGGAGGUGGAGGUGGGCCUCGUAGAACAGGAAAGUGGCCCAAGCUAAUGUGACCUCCAGCUAUGUUGAGAUGAGCAAUUCGUGUUCUGCAAACAUACCCCCUUAUACACAUUUGCAUUUCCUUAAUUUUCAUUUGGUUUACUUUUCCCUGUCACCGGUUUCCUGGACAAAUUCCGUAUAGAAAAGAGUCACACCUUUGAAACCCUCAUUGCAUCUGUUUGCAGGUCUGUAUAGAAAAACCAGAUUGGCACAUGAUACUAUAGCUGAAAGAUGAGAGGAAAAUCUCAUUUCCUUAUUUGACCUCUAAGAAUCUGGUCUUCCCCAUGAGCCCCUGCUUGCUGGUAACUGAGGAGAAAAUAAAUGUUUAGGCUUACGAUUUUAAGACCUUGUUUAAUCCAGUCAUUUAAAUAGUUCCUUUAAGUAAUGCUCAGUCUCAGAGUUGUCGCCUGGCUGAGGAAGAGUCAGGGUCCUGGGAACAGUGUCCUCUACUCCUCUGCUUCCCAAGUGAUGUCAUUUAUCUACCUGGUCACUGCCGGCUCUGCUGUCAUUGGAGGAUCUGGUGUAGGCCUUCAAGAGAUGCUUUGUGCCUUGCUCAUUGCCUGGUGGUAUUCCCAGGGUUGCUGGGCCUCUGCUGGCACCAUACUCUCCUCUAAGACCCUCCCCUGCUUCUCACUGAUUUGCAGCCCAGGUAGUCCCAAGGCCCCCUCUGGCAAGGCCCUCCCCUAGAAUUUUGGCUACUUCUUGUUCCCAUCUGCACCACAGGGGAACCGGGAAAGCUACCCCCAGGGGCAGCAGCACUAGCCCGAGGAGCACUUGGAGUGAACUGGAAAAAGAUGUCCCUGAUGGGAGGAGGAUUUAGAAAAAGCGGCCACUUUUUCCAGAGGGAUGCAAGAGUAGAGCCUGUUCAUACUUAUUCAUGAGAACCAACUGUCAAAUUUUCUGGAAUUUUGAGAGCCUAGUUGUUAAAGACAAACAUUAUUAAGUCUAAAUUAUAUAAACUUAUGACUAAAUACAUUUUAUCAAAGACAAAAGUCAAACUCAAAAUUUAUCACCUCCUAAUUAUUUUACUACAUUUUGCUAUUGAUUUUUUUUUAGGUUAUUUAUAUCUAUUGUAUCUGACUGGUGGAAAUACUAUCAAUAAUGUCUUACUUGUUUUAUUAUUUUGUUGAUUAUCUAGGCUUGAGAAAUAAAUGCAAGAAAUGUUACUGUUGCAGAUUAAAUCAAGCGUGUGCUCCCUGUAGCCAUGACAUUGUGAAGAAGACCAAGAAAGGAGGAAACUUUCUUUCAGUACUUGAAAAAAGUUCAGCAAAGUUACUCAGGGUCAUUGGCAAAUGAGUGAAGAUUCAACCAUCACUCAUCUUUGAUGUUUCAUUUUCCUCUUACUUGUUAACAUAAAGUAAAAUGUCAAGCAGCGUUCAUGUCAGAACUGCAUUCAUUCAGCCAUUGCAGCCCUAGAUUCUCUGAUUCUUGGAAACAAAGAAUUGGCAGGACAACUGAAAAUGACCAGGAGGAGGAUAUACUGGGUCCCCAGCUCUUCCGGUGGCCUCAUAAAUCUCGGCUUGGAUGUAGGUGAUGACAUGGCUUCAGGACUUAGCUACAAACCUUACACUCUGGAAGGUGGCCCCUGGACCCAACAGGCAGGGAAUCCUGCAGCACCGGAGAAGGCGGAGGGCCUCCCUUGGGGGAAGUACUCUGCUGCCUGGAGAAACAUGAUUCCCUUCCGUCCCAAACCAAAGUUUCCUGCCCCGCAGCCCAUGGAUGAUGCUGGCCUGUUCUCCUACCUCUUGUUGUCAUGGUUGACCCCACUCAUGAUCCGAGGUUUACAGAAACGCUUAGAUGAGAACACCAUCCCCCAGCUGUCAGUACAUGAUGCCUCAGCCAAAAAUGCCAAAAGACUUCGCCUCCUUUGGGAAGAAGAAGUCUCCCGGCGUGGGCCUGAGAAAGCCUCGGUGCUUCACGUGAUGCUGAGCUUCCAGAGAACAAGAGUUCUUUUCGCUACGCUUCUGGGCUGCUGCCUCUGUCUCUGGAGCCUGCUGGGGCCAGUGCUGAUCAUACCAAAGAUCCUAGAAUAUUCCGAAGAGCAGCCAGGGAACAUCGUCUAUGGAGUGGGACUCUGCUUUACCCUGUUUCUCAGCGAGUGUCUGAAGUCUCUGAGUCUGUGUUCCUGUUGGGUCAUAAACCAGCACACAGCCAUCAGAUUUCAUACAGCCGUUUCCUCCUUUGCCUUUGAGAAACUAAUGCAAUUUAAGUCUCUAACACACAUCACCACGGGAGAGGCCAUCAACUUCUUCACCCGCGACACAAAAUAUCUAUUUGAAGGGAUGUACUAUGGCCCUCUGACCUUGUUCUCUGGUUUGUUCCUGAUUGCCUGCAACAUCACCUCCUGCCUCGUUCUUGGACCCACUGCACUCAUUGCCACUGUUUGCUUUCUCCUGAUUUUACCAUUGGAGGUGUUCUUCAUCAGAAGGAUUGUGAAGAUACAGAAUGACACAGCUGAUGUCAGCAACCAGCGCAUUCGUGUAACCAGUGAAGUCCUCACCUACAUUAAGCUGAUUAAAAUGUACACGUGGGAGAAACCAUUUGCCAAAGUCAUUAAAGACCUGAGAAGGAAGGAAAGAAAACUAUUGGAGGAGAGUGGUUUCCUCCAGAGCCUCACCAUGGCCACCUUUUUCAUGGCCUGCACGGUGGCCAUGACGUUGAUGUUUCUCAUCCACACGUGCUUACAGCUGAAACUCACAGCUCCGGCAGCCUUCACCACGGUGGCCACCUUGUCUCCCUUGCGGCUGUCAGUGUUGUUUGUGCCCUUCGCAAUCAAAGGCCUCACCAAUUCCAAGUCUGCAGGAGAGAGGUUCAAGAAGUUUUUCCUCCAGGAGAGCCCUGUUUUAUAUGUCCAGGCAUUGAAAGACCCCAGCAAACCAUUGGUUUUGGAGGAGGCCACCCUGUCCUGGCAACAGACCUGCCCCAGGAUUGUCCGUGGAGCCUUGGAGCUGGAGAGGAACAGACGUACUCCCAAGGGGACGAUAGGAGCUCAGCCACCUCUAGGUGCCCUCAGGCCACAGGACAAAGGGGACAGCCCGGCCCCAGAGUUGUACAAGAUAAACCUGGUGCUGUCAAAGGGGACCAUGUUAGGAAUCUGUGGCAACAGUGGGAGUGGCAAGAGCAGCCUGUUGUCAGCCAUCUUGGGGGAGAUGCACUUGCAGGAGGGCUUGGUGGGGGUGCAUGGAAGCCUGGCCUACGUCCCCCAGCAGCCCUGGAUGAUCGGGGCCAGCAUCAGGGAGAACAUCCUCAUGGGAGUCCAGUACGACAAGGCCCGGUACCUCCAAGUGCUCCACUGCUGCUCCCUGAACCGGGACCUGGAAAUUCUGCCCUUUGGAGACAUGACGGAGAUUGGGGAGCGGGGCCUCAACCUCUCCGGGGGACAGAAGCAGAGGAUCAGCCUGGCCCGUGCUGUCUACGCCGAUCGCGAUGUCUACCUGCUGGAUGACCCCAUGUCAGCCUUGGAUAACCACGUGGCGAAGCACGUCUUUGAAGAGUGCAUUCAGAAGAUGCUCAGGGGAAAGUCUGUGGUCCUGGUGACCCACCAAAUGCAGUAUUUAGAGUUUUGUGACGAGAUCAUUUUGCUAGAAGAUGGGAAAAUCUGUGAAAAAGGAAUUCACAGUGAGUUAAUACAGAAAAAGGGGCGAUAUGCCCAACUCAUCCAGAAGAUGCCCAGGGAAGCCACACAGGUGAUUUCUACCCAACCCCACCCGCAUUCCCCACAGGGAGGAGCACUCCCUGCAUCUGGGGUGUGUGCUUCCUCCCAGGACGUGCUACAGGACCCAGCAAGGAGGGCACAAGAGCCUCAGGUGGAAGGUCAGGCCCGGACCACCUUUCAGGAAGAGCCUCUCCCGGACGAUGCUGUGCUGGAAAAUCAGCUCACAAAGAAGGAGAAGAUGGAAGAAGGGUCCCUGAGAUGGAGUGUCUACCACCACUACAUCCAGGCAGCUGGAGGUUACUUGGUCUCUGUCAUGGUUUUCCUUCUCAUGUUGGUGUUCAUCUUCCUCACGACAUUCAACAUGUGGUGGCUGAACCAUUGGUUGGAGCAGGGCUCAGGGGCCAAUAGCAGCCAAGAGAGCAACAGGACCCCUGCAGACCCAGGUGACAUCCUGGAGAACCCUCAGCUGCCCUUUUACCAACUGGUGUACGGCCUCAGCACCCUGGCUGUAAUCUGCGUUGGGAUUGGUUGCUCGAAGGCUUUCACCAAGGUCACAAGAAAGGCAUCCACAGCCCUGCACAACCAGCUUUUCCACAAGGUUUCCCGCUAUCCCAUGAGUUUCUUUGACACGACCCCAAGAGGCCGACUCCUAAACUGCUUUGUUGGGGAUUUGGAUAUGCUGGACCAAUUCUUUCCUUCUGUUGCUGAACACUUCCUGCUUCUGAUUUUGCUGAUAAUCUCCACCCUGCUGAUUGUCAGUGUGCUGUCUCCAUACGUCCUGCUGUUAGGAGCCAUAAUAGCCAUCUUUGGCUUCGUUUAUUGUAUGAUGUUCAAGAGGGCCAUCACUGUGUUCAAGAGACUGGAGACCUACAGCCGCUCCCCUUUAUUAUCCCACAUUCUCACCUCUCUGCAUGGCCUGAGCUCCAUCCAUGUCUAUGGAAAAACUGAAGACUUCAUCAACGAGUUUAAAAGGCUGACUGAUACGCACAACAACUACCUGCUGAUGUUUCUGUCUUCCAUCCGAUGGGCGGCAUUGAGGCUGGAGCUCAUUACCAACCUGAUGACCCUGGCUGUGGCCUUGUUUGUGGCCUUUGGCAUUUCCUCUGCCCCCUAUUCCUCUAAAGCCAUGGCUCUCAGCCUCGUCCUGCAGCUGACGGUCAACUUCCAGGCCAUCACCCGGGUUGGUACAGAGACAGAGUCGUGCUUCACAGCUGUGGAGAAGUCGCUGCAGUACAUGAAGAUGUGUGCCCCUGAGGCUCCUUUACACACAGAAGGCGGGAGCUGUCCCCACGGGUGGCCACAGCGUGGAGAAAUCACUUUCCAGGAUUAUCAGAUGAAAUACAGAGACAACACACCCAUUGUCCUCAAUGGCAUCAACCUCACGAUUCACGGCCAAGAAGUGGUGGGCAUCGUGGGCAGGACUGGCUCUGGGAAGUCGUCCUUGGGGGUGGCUCUCUUCCGCCUGGUGGAGCCAGCGGCAGGCCGGAUUCUCAUUGAUGGUGUGGACAUCUGCAGCAUCGGCCUGGAGGACUUGCGGUCCAAGGUCUCUAUUAUUCCUCAAGAUCCCGUCCUGUUCUCAGGAACCAUCAGGUUCAACCUGGAUCCCUUUGACUGCUACACAGACAAGCAGAUCUGGGAUGUCUUGGAGAGGACAUUCCUGAGCAAGACAAUCUCAAAGUUCCCUCAAAGGCUGCAAGCAGAAGUUGUGGAAAACGGUGAAAACUUCUCUGUCGGGGAGAGGCAGCUACUCUGCAUUGCUCGAGCCCUCCUCCGCAACUCCAAGAUUAUCCUAAUUGAUGAAGCCACAGCCUCAGUUGACAUGCAGACUGACACCCUGAUCCAGCGCACAAUCCGUGAAGCCUUCCAGGGCUGCACAGUGCUGGUCAUCGCACACCGCAUCCCCACUGUCCUCAACUGCGACCGCAUCCUGGUCAUGAGGGAUGGGAAGGUUGCAGAGUUUGACAGGCCUGAGGUCCUGCAGAAGCAGCCUGGGUCCAUGUUUGCAGCCCUGCUGGGAACAGCCAGUUCUUCAUCGAGCAAAGGAGAAAUGGGGACUUCAGCGGGGGAGGCUGGUGGCCGAGUUCCCCAAGGUUCACCCAGAGUGCAACAAUAAGGCCUGUAAUCUGUGACCUUCUGGGCAGAGAUGGCUCCUGACAGCAGGGCUGAAGUGGGUGAGGGUGCUGAUGAUGGGGUGGAGAAGGCUGAGGGAGCAGAACCUGGAAUAGGCCACUCCAUGGCUCCCCAAACCUGAGAACCCCAGCACGUUUGAGACCAUGUGGUCAAAUCAUCGCGUUCUCUUUUCAACUGAUAUGCUGACUAAUUUCACAAUAAUGUAAAAGCUUAUUGUAGUUUUCUGAUCUGUGUUAAAAGUGUUCAAAUGAUGUUUGAUUCUGUCAAGAAAUAAAAGUAAGAAAAAGUCACAUUCUCUGCCCUGUUUCUAUGUUACCUGGUACUCAUUCAGCCACAGGGAACAAAAACUCCCUCAACCUGGCUUCUAGAAAAAGGCUCAUGCAACAGAAAGAUCCAGAAAAAGUUCUGGGUUGAGUGCCAAUAUCAGCAGCACGUCUGCCUUGUGGACUCUGCCUCUCUUCUCUCAGCUCUACCCCUCCUUUGUCUGUCUUCACUCCUGGCCUUCUCUCCUCACGGUGGCAGCCUGGCUGCCAGCAGCUCUGGACUGGCCUCCUACCGGCUCAGCAUCCCCGGUCUUCUUCCCACCCUCCUUGAUUCCAGCAGAGCCCCAGGCCUAAAUCUCAUCGGCAGACGUGGGUCAUGCGCUCCCCCCUGAGCCAACCACACGCCAAGCAGCUGGAAUCCAGCAACUGGACAGGCCACGGUCACAAGCCCACACCCGGGCCGCGGAUGAGUCCGCUGCCCUGACGAACUGAGAAUGGAGGGGGUCGUUUCUCCAAAGA